Molecule: messenger RNA, 1053 nt
Organism: Knipowitschia caucasica
Lineage: Eukaryota; Metazoa; Chordata; Actinopteri; Gobiiformes; Gobiidae
Source: the annotation of a GenBank genome assembly
AUGAAGAAGGCAGUAGACCGAGAUGAUUUUCAGAAGAGCCUGCUCAUUUACAGGAGCACGCCUCUCCAGAACGGCCUAUCACCUGCACACAUGCUGAUGGGUCGCCGCAUUCGUUCCAACCUGCCAGUCAGUGAGGACUUGCUGACACCCAAAGGUGCAUCUAAGGUCCGAACCGAGGGUGGACUAUCUUUGAGGAGGAAUCGCACAGAUCUUCGACUGCAACCUACUGUGGAGGACACAGCAGCUCAGGAGGUCGAGCUUCAACAAGACCCACUUGAACUUCCUGAACUGUCCAACAGCGAGCAAGAUCACGCUGACAAUGAGCCCUCUGUGGAGUCCUAUCGUUUCCUGGGCACCACCAUCACCCAGGACCUCAAGUGGGAGCCGACCAUCAGCUCCCUCAUCAAGAAGGCCCAGCAGAGGAUGUACUUCCUGCGGCAGCUCAGGAAAGCCAAGCUGCCUGCACAGAUGUUGGUGCAGUUCUACACGGCCAUCAUCGAGUCCAUCCUCACCUCCUCCAUCCUCACCUCCUCCAUCCUCACCUCCUCCAUCACCUCCUCCAUCACCGUGUGGUUCGCUGGAGCCACAGUCAGGGACAAACAGAGACUACAGCGCAUUGUGAGCUCUGCAGAGGAAGUGAUCGGCCGCAGCCUUCCAUCGCUGCAGGACCUAUCCUUUUGGGGAGAACGCGUCUCUGGCCACGUCUGCACCUCUGCUCUCCCUGUGCACUGCUACAUUUUGGGGAUAAUGGAGCCUCUCAGUCCUGGUGCAGAUCUCGGCCCUGAUCUGAGCUCUCUGUGUCGCUCUGAGGAAACAUCUGCAAGGAGGAAACUGGAAAAAUCUGGAUCUCAAACCAGCCCUGGUCCCAGCUGCGAGUCUCUGAAGAGCGACAGGUCCAAAUGGUGGCCAAUCAACUUUAAAAGGGACUCGAACCCUCACCCUGCUCUGAGCUGUGGCUCCAGCCUCAGUGACAGCUCUAAAGACUGGGACGUAGAGUUUAAGAACUCUAGCGGCUGCUUAUGUCCUAAAGCCGCGGAGAGAGAGAAAGUGUGA